UGGCACAUGUUCAUGCAUCGUCACACUCAUGCCGCUUAUGCCACUCAGAAGUACGGUACAUUGUUUUGUGUUAAACAGUGGGUCUGUUUGCGUUGCGACAAUAUAUAAAUUUAAAAUAAAAAUGGUGCGGUGUAUUGUUAAAAGUUGUAGGAAUAAAACAACGGGGGUUCGUGAGGAAACUGUGAAUUUUUUUCAGCUACCGAAAAAUGAAGUGAUGCGGGAAGGAUGGCUGAAAAAAAAUAGGAGGCUAUGUUUUACCACCAAAAGUUGAAUUUGCAAGGAUAUGCUCGGUUCAGUCAAGAGUCCUUUCAUCAAGGUCGAGCACGGAAAGACCCUGUUAAGAAACGUCACCUACUACCAUCGGCUGUGCCAACGUUAUUUUUGAAUUGUUCAGAAGCUCCAAAUGUAAACAAGAAUGCGGUGGCUGAACCCGCUGAACCAAAUCUCAAAUUCAAUAUCCUCCGACGAGAAUUCCCACUAGUUGUCAAUUCUGAAAGAAGAAUAGGAUCUUCAAAUACAACUUCACCAACAACUUCUUAUGUAGUUGUAGAAGACAGCAUUGUAAAUAUUAGUACGCCAAAAGGAAUACAUAGGAGAAGUGACUGGUUGGAUGCAAAUGUCGACAUUGAAGAAAGUCCACCGGUGGCAUCUGGCCCUGAAAGACGAGUAUGCAAUUCAUCACCAAGAAGGUCUGUGGCAAGAAGACAUGACCGUUUACAAAAUACUCCACAUUUGACGAGACUUGCAAGAAGUAAACACCGUCGACAAAGCAGCAGUGAUCCACUGAGUCCAGCAUGGAAGCGUCGAAAACGGUUCCUCAUGGACAAUUGCACCGGCCAAACCUCUCAGAAGAAGGCUACACAUUCGCAUGUCGCAGAUGACGUAGACGCUGAACUUCGUCACCGACGUUCUUUGAGUAACUUUUUCAAAAAGUCUCUCUGCGAUGCUUCAGCGGCAGUGACUUCUGUUGUACAGGAAUGUGCCGAGUUGAAAAUGAAACUGAAGGCAAAGAUUGAGGAACAGUCACUUUUCAUAAAAGAGAAUAAAGAUCUAAAAGAGAUCAUCGAUUGUUUGAAAAAGCAGUUACAGGAAGCAGAAGCCGAAAAAAAACGAAUGUCUUGUGCGAAGGAGGAAUACGUUCGCGAAGUAUUGUCUCCUUACUUUACUGCUGGACAAAUUCGGUGCAUUCUAGAAAAACGAAAAUGGAUUCAUUGGUCCUUUUACAAAUAAAAGUUGUUAUACUAA
Temnothorax curvispinosus is the source of this 1245-nucleotide messenger RNA. RefSeq lists its product as uncharacterized. The record is from RefSeq and is a predicted model, not a curated record. The transcript is spliced from 7 exons. The coding region runs from base 250 to 1230 and encodes 326 amino acids. Lineage: Eukaryota; Metazoa; Arthropoda; Insecta; Hymenoptera; Formicidae.